This is a messenger RNA of Mytilus trossulus (common blue mussel), 1175 nucleotides long. RefSeq names its product fibrinogen-like protein A. Bases 225 to 1175 code for a protein of 316 amino acids. NCBI's taxonomy places the organism in Eukaryota, Metazoa, Mollusca, Bivalvia, Mytilida, Mytilidae. The transcript is spliced from 9 exons. The record is from RefSeq and is a predicted model, not a curated record.
AUUGCACGUCUGUCAAGUUUUAGAAAAACAAAAAACAUCACCAUUUGAUAUUACAGGAUUGUAACAUUUCUGUUUGAGAAAUUGGAAGUGCGUAGUAUAUAAAUGUUGGAGACGUGUCUUCGUAAACAACAUUUUGGUAAGAAAAUAAUCGAAAAUUGGGAAGUAAAUAAACCGAUAUUUAGUGUUAUCCGUUCUGAAAUAUAGAAACUUAGAAAUAGAAGAUAAUGCAUUGGAUAUUGGCAUGUACCUUGUUUGUGGCAGUUAAUAGUUUUUCAGUCACGGGAAAUAUAGAAGUUAGGAAUUCCCAAAACUCGUCAGUGGAGGAAUCCAUAUUGGACGGUAUCAUGAACGAAUUACAAGGGACAUGCUUACCGGACAAUAACAACAAAACAGCCAAAGAGAUAAUACAGGACACACAGACAAUCAUCAACAAUAUGGUAAUGUACAAGGAUAUCGUCAAAUUGAAUAAACAACUGAAGGAUGAAAUUCAAUGGAUAAUAAAAGAAUCAGGUGAUGAACAGUUAGUCUCUCGAAUAUUAGGAUUGAUUAAACGAGAUGCAAAAGGAAUAUGUGGAAAGCAAAUUGCAAACGAUUGUACAACACUACAGAAAUUUGAUUUAUGUUCUGGUGUUUAUAAGAUAUAUCCCGAAAACAACUUUUAUGAUGUAGAUGUUUAUUGUGAUAUGACAACAGAUGGGGGAGGUUGGACUAUUAUUCAGAGAAGACUUGAUGGAUCUGUUAAUUUUCAAAGAACAUGGACAGAUUACGAAAAUGAAUUUGGGAAUAUUGAUGGAGAAUACUGGUUAGGAAACAAACAUAUCCACAGUCUGACAUCUAGUGGUAAAUAUGAACUUAGAAUAGACCUGACAGGCACGUCCAAUACAGGGAAGUAUGCUGUGUAUAAAACGUUUGUUGUUGGAGAUGCAGCGUCCAAGUACAAACUGACUAUUGGGAAUUAUAGUGGAAAUGCAGGUGAUCAAAUGGCUUAUCAUAAUGGAAUGAAGUUCUCAACGACUGACCAGGAUAAUGAUGAAGGUGGUAAAUGUGUAGAAUCUUGGGGGCCAUGGUGGCAUAAAAACUGUUGCCACAGUGGCCUUAAUCAGGAAUUCAAAAAGAACCUGCGCUGGGGGUCUGUCGACGCCACAACGUCAGUUAUGAUGAUCAGAAAACUAUAA